Salarias fasciatus (jewelled blenny) is the source of this 2579-nucleotide messenger RNA. RefSeq names its product EYA transcriptional coactivator and phosphatase 2 (gene eya2). The record is from RefSeq and is a predicted model, not a curated record. Gene Ontology annotation, biological process: cell differentiation; positive regulation of DNA repair; negative regulation of extrinsic apoptotic signaling pathway in absence of ligand. Bases 467 to 1897 code for a protein of 476 amino acids. The transcript has 16 exons. Gene Ontology annotation, molecular function: protein tyrosine phosphatase activity. Lineage: Eukaryota; Metazoa; Chordata; Actinopteri; Blenniiformes; Blenniidae. Gene Ontology annotation, cellular component: nucleus.
GCCGGGAAAGCAAACACGCUCCUGAAGCCGCGGAGGAGCAGAAGUGAGAUCGAUGUGAGAGCGAGUGUGUGCGGAGAGAGAGCUGUCACCUGGAGCCCGCCGACCCGGAGCGCCUCUUGCCUCCUGCCUCCUUCCUCCUUCCUCCUUCCUCCUCCUCCUCUCAGGAGCUACGACCCUUCAGGAGCGCUCGCUGUAGCUCAGAUUCUGCUGGGACGUCCGAGUCCGCACGGCCUCCUCCGGGCAUGGACAGGCCACCGUCUGACUGAGAACCGGACUUUUCCCUGCUCCGUCCUGAAUCAUGGAGAGUUGACAACUUUGAGUGGAAGCUGACAAACCGCAGUGUGACAGGACAAUAAAAGACGACGGCAGCUUUUCUUCAGUUUUAGUAACAGUCCCUGUCAUUGCUUCAAUUCAGGGCUUCUCCAUACCCAUUCACACCCAGCUGCACUUCCUGCUGAUCAUUGUCAUGGCUGCGUAUGGACAGACUCAGUACAGCCCUGCCCUCCAGCCUGCAGGACCAUACACACCAUACACUCACCACACACAGGGCUACAGCAUGCCUUCCUACAACAUUAAAACAGAGGAUGGUCUCAGUCACUCUCCAGGACAGACGGGAUUACUGGGAUACUCGAACUUCGGCGGCACUCCUCCCAGUCAGAGUCUCUACAGCUACUCUCACACACACGGUGCUGGCAUUUCAUCAGGGAUUUUUCAAGGCACCCAUGCAAUCUCAAGUUCAACCCCGUUCAACCCUUCCCAACAAGAGUUUUCAGCAUAUUCAAGCUACAGCCAGAGUCAAUAUUCCCCGUAUUAUAACUCCCAUCACUACAACAGCCCGUACCUAACCAGCAGCAACAUCAGCCCCGCUGCCAUCACAGCUCCGUUAGCCUAUCAGCACCCAGAACACCCUGCGAUGAUGGCCAAUCACAGCCCCGAGUCACACACAGGAGAGUACCACCCGCCUCCCAGCCCGACGACGCCAGGUAAAGAGGAGGGGGUCCCGACACGGAGGGGGUCAGACGGCAAGUUGAGAGGAAGAAAAAGAGUCAGUGACCCUGCUCCACCCCUGGACUCGGAUAUAGAGCGAGUGUUUAUCUGGGAUCUGGAUGAAACCAUCAUCAUUUUCCAUUCGCUCCUCACGGGAACCUUCUCCUCGCGAUUUGGCAAGGAUUCUUCAAAGGCCGUGUCUCUGGGCUUGUGGAUGGAAGAAAUGAUCUUUAAUCUUGCAGACUCCAGACUCUUCUUCAAUGAUCUAGAGGAAUGUGACCAGGUUCAUAUCGAUGACGUGGCUUCAGACGACAAUGGACAGGACCUGAGCACUUACAACUUUGGGUCGGAUGGCUUUCAGAGCCCAGCGGGAGCCGGCUCCCUGUGCCUGGGCUCGGGAGUCCACGGAGGGGUGGACUGGAUGAGGAAGCUGGCUUUCCGAUACCGCCGGGUCAAGGAGGUCUACAACACGUACAAGAACAACGUUGGGGGUUUGCUGGGCAGCCCCAAGCGAGAAGAGUGGCUGCAGCUGAGGAGAGAGAUGGAAGUCCUGACUGAUCUGUGGUUGACUCAUGCGCUCAAAGCUCUGGCUCUCAUUAACUCAAGGCCGAACUGUGUGAACGUGUUGGUGACGACCACACAGCUGAUCCCCGCCCUGUCCAAAGUGCUGCUGUACGGCCUGGGCUCAGCCUUCCCCAUAGAGAACAUAUACAGCGCCACCAAGACAGGCAAAGAGAGCUGUUUUGAGCGUGUGUCUCAGCGGUUCGGUCGCAGGGCCGUGUAUGUAGUGAUUGGAGACGGAGCCGAGGAGGAAACCGUGGCCAAGAAGAAGAACAUGCCAUUCUGGAGGGUGUCCUGUCGGGCGGAUCUGGAGGCCCUGAGCCAUGCACUGGAGCUCGACUACCUCUAGAGGGCGCUAGCAGACAGAUUUUGCCAUCCCACUAUAAACCACGAGAAGCUCCUGAACUCCUGAGUACAGCCUGAGGGCGAGGGCGAAGGCGCCCCCCAGAGACUGAUUCAGAGUGGGUAUUUUCAUUUUGAGCUGCACUCCUGCGGACGUCUUUCCACCACAGCUGAGCGAGGACUGCGAGGACGAACCUUAUCUUUUACUCCCUUGAAGCAAAGUGUUUCGGACCAAAUCGAAGAGACCAGAGUAACACCAGGGACCAAAAACUUCAUAAGUGUCUCCAGGGAAUGGUGGUUACAAGUCCUUUUAUAAACGUGUUCAUCUCUACUUUAUAUAAAUGGUGUCCCACUUUAGUACACAAAGAAAGUGUUGCACUGAAUUCUUAGAUCCUGUUUUGUGAACUGCGUGUUUGCAAUGGUGUUUUUUUUUUUUAAUUUGUUUUUAGAUUAAACUGUGGCCAAUAUUAUUAAAAAACAAAUUCAUAGAAAAAUAGAUUUGCCUUCACUAUUAUUUUACAACUGCUUUUUGCAAACCCGAUUAACAUCUGAUAAUAUUUUAUUCAUAGUUAGAGGCUAUAAGGAAUAGCCUUAUUGUGCCCUUAAAACAAGAGUUAUUUAUUUUGGUAGAAUUUCUAGCACACUUACAUGUUUCAGUAGUUUUCUGCACUAUGCAUUAAAAAGAAAAA